UCAGAAACGUUCAUCCUAACCCAGGCUCCAGCUCAGCAGGUGGCGAUAUACCUUAGAAGUGUUUGCAACGAAAUGACGCAUUAAUCCACCGAAGAGGAAAAUAAUGAAUUUGCUCAACUCGAACUGAUUCAACAAGCAGUGAGAAAUGGAGGUGGAAUGCUUUGUGUCCAAGACCCUAGAGCUCCUUCAGGAGGAGAGAGAAGCAGAGAUCGAGGAGACAAAACUAUGGCAGGAGAAUGUCUCUCUGAAAGAUCUCCAGAGUAAAGGCGUUUGUCUCCUGAAGCUGCAGAUAGGAAGCCAGUCAACUGGCCUUUAUGGACGAUCACUCCUCCUUCUGGAACCCAGAAAACACAUGGGCGUCUCUGUGCUGCCUAGCAACAACUUUGGACCCGGAGACAUAGUGGGUCUGUAUGACCUGGAUGGCUGUAAGCCGUCCUCCCAGCUGUGUACUGGUGUCGUGACCCGCAUCAGUCAGUCAGCUGUCACCGUGGCCUGUGAGGACUCGCCGGACGGACUCAACCUGGACACAGACGCUCUGUACAACCUCAUGAAGCUGGCUAACGAUGUCACGUACAAACGCAUGAAAAAGGCCUUGAACACUCUGAAUGGGUACAGCAGUGGACCAGCCUCGGAUUUGAUCAGUGUUCUCUUUGGCUAUUCAGAACCUGGCUCUAUAUCACAACCAAAUGAUCUGUCUUUCCUGAACAGUGGUCUGGAUGAGUCUCAGAGACAGGCGGUGUCGUUUGCUCUGUCUCAGAGAGAGGUAGCUGUAAUACACGGGCCACCAGGCACCGGCAAGACAACCACUGUGGUGGAAAUCAUCCUACAAGUGGUCAAACGGGGACAGAAGGUCCUGUGCUGUGCAGGUUCUAACGUGGCCGUGGAUAACCUGGUUGAGCGCCUGGCUAAGGCCAAAGCUAAGGUCCUGAGACUGGGCCACCCUGCCCGCCUGCUAGAGUCCAUUCAGAAACACUCGCUAGACGCCGUCCUCGCUCACAGUGACAACACCAACAUCAUCGCCGACAUACGCAAAGACAUCGACAAAGCUUUUAUGGGGAUGAAGAAGAUGAAUGACAAACGAGAUCGGAUCCACCUGAAGAGGGAGGUAGGAGAGCUGAGGAAAGAGCUGAGGACCAGGGAAGCUACAGCCAUUGCUGAGGUCCUCAAACGUGCUGAUGUUGUUCUAGCCACUAACACAGGUGCUAAUGAUGGUGGCCCUCUGAAGAACCUACCUGUAGACCAUUUUGACUGGGUGGUGAUCGAUGAGUGUGCCCAGGCGUUGGAGAGCUCCUGCUGGAUCGCUCUGCUCCGAGGCAGGAAGUGUAUCCUGGCUGGAGAUUACAAGCAGCUGCCACCCACCAUCAAGUCUCACACGGCUGCAUCUAAAGGCCUGUCUGUCAGCCUGAUGGAGAGGUUGAUCCUGAAGUAUGGCGACUCUGUAGUCAGGAUGCUGACAGUGCAGUACCGUAUGAACAGUAACAUCAUGACCUGGGCCUCAGAACAGAUGUACCAGGGUCAACUCGUCGCACACAGCUCAGUGGAGAAACACCUGCUCAAAGAUCUCCCAGGAGUAGCCAGUGUUGAAGAGACCAGCACCCCUCUCCUCCUCAUAGACACAGCAGGCUGUGGACUUAGUGAGAUGGAGGUGACAGACGACCAGUCCAAAGGAAACCAAGGUGAGGUGGACAUUGUGGAACUGCACAUCAAAGCGUUGACUGAAGCUGGGGUGAAACCUAAAGACAUCGCUGUUAUUGCCCCUUACAAUCUGCAGGUGGAUCUCCUGCGUCAGCGUCUCUCAGCGAGACAUCCUGAUCUGGAAAUCAAGUCUGUAGACGGCUUCCAGGGUAGAGAGAAGGAGGCUGUGGUGCUGACCUUGGUCAGAUCUAACAGGAAAGGUGAGAUAGGGUUCUUAGCUGAAGACCGGAGGAUCAACGUGGCGGUGACUCGAGCCAGACGUCACCUGGCCCUGGUGUGUGACACGCAGACCGUCCAGACCCACGGCUUCCUCAAGACCCUCAUCGAUCACAUGACCCAGCACGGCGACGUACGCACCGCCUUUGAGUACCUGCAGGACAUUGUGCCCCAGAACUACACCAGAGACCACCGAGAUACCAAGUCUAACAACACUAAAGCUACCGCUAGCAGCUCCACCUCCAACAAGCAGAAGGGCAGAGGCCAGGCUGGGAGCAAGGUGGAGCCAGGACACAAGAGGACCUCUGGGAGUAACAAGACCCAGGGAGGAGAGCCUCAGACAGGUUCGGAUCCCGGCACACACAGCCAAGCCAGACGUUCCACCCCCACAGAGGAGGAGCAGAGACUUACGCAGAUAAAAUACCUGGAGAUCAAGAACCAGGUGGAGUGGUUUCUCCAGGACCCAGACCAGACGGAGCUACGGUUUCCCUCGACCCUCAACUCCCACGACCGCCUGCUCGUACACCAGGUUGCAGAGGAGCUGGGCCUGAACCAUGAGAGCCAGGGAGAGGGAAAGGAUAGAUCCAUCACUGUCUCCAGACCCCCAACAGGGUCUAACGAGGCUGGGGAAGAAGAGGAGCAACAAGCCCAAGAACCAGCAGCCGUCCGGGAGGAAGAGAGUGUUACAGGGCCUCCUGUAGGGCAACCGGCAGCCGUCCUGGAGGAAGAGAGCGUUACAGGGCCUCCUGUAGGGCAACCGGCAGCAGAUCUCAAGACUUUACAUCUGGAACGAAUGAGACGGGAGCAGAAGAAGAGGGAGCAGAAGAUUGAGCAGGAGAAGCAUCUAGAUACCAUCCGUACAGCAGGACAGACUCAGACUGCUAAGAAGACCAAGGCAAAAGGAAAGACCAAAAAGACCAAAGCGGGGGCCUGUGAGAUCGCUGCGGCUGCGACAGCGGAUGCUGAUUUUGACACCCUAAUAGAUGCUGUGGUGAAGGCAGAACGCGUCUGUAGUUUUGUCAAGUGUAAAACGUUAGUAAUUCAUCUGGGACAACUCUGUCUGUUCUGCAACAGACAAUACUGCCUCGGUCACCACAUACCUGAGGUCCAUGGGUGUGGAGACCAAGCCAGGGCCAAUGCCAGGAUGAGGAUCAGUAAAGAAGGGGUUCUGUAUGCUGGUAGUGGACACAAGGACAAGUCUGUAGAUCCUAACAAGAAGGCCUAUUUACACAGGAAGCUGGACUCCAAACUCAAAGACAUGGAAAAGCAACGGAAGACCAAACCCAAAGAGAGUGACAAUAAUUGACCUUUGACCCUUUUAAUUCCAGUUUGUCAGUGACUGUAAGCUCUGAGGAUGACCCUUUGUGGACUGAAUAGAUAUCAUUAUUAAACAGAUUACUGCGAAAUCA
Oncorhynchus tshawytscha (Chinook salmon) is the source of this 3320-nucleotide messenger RNA. RefSeq names its product immunoglobulin mu DNA binding protein 2 (gene ighmbp2). The record is from RefSeq and is a predicted model, not a curated record. Gene Ontology annotation, molecular function: 5'-3' DNA helicase activity; DNA binding; RNA binding. NCBI's taxonomy places the organism in Eukaryota, Metazoa, Chordata, Actinopteri, Salmoniformes, Salmonidae. The transcript is spliced from 19 exons. Bases 146 to 3217 code for a protein of 1023 amino acids.